Molecule: messenger RNA, 2101 nt
Organism: Caenorhabditis sp. 36 PRJEB53466
Lineage: Eukaryota; Metazoa; Nematoda; Chromadorea; Rhabditida; Rhabditidae
Source: the annotation of a GenBank genome assembly
AUGCUCACUUGUACGCAUAUAACCGCCGAUAAAUGUGUGGAACGGGUGCCGAAAGACAUGUUUAGCAAGAAAAAACGGAUGGAAGACGAUAAUCUAUUUCUGGAGGGUAACGGAAAUCGCGGAAAAGUAAAGUGAGUCGAUUUUUGGUCGCAAAAAUUCGAAGAAUUGAUUUUCCAAUUUCAGAGGCCAAGAAACGUUCAAAACGUUUUGUGACGAGUGCGAUAAUUGCACGAAAUCGCUAAUGUGCCUUUCGUGCGGUCGAAUAUUGUGCGGUCGCGACGAUUUGGGCCACGCCGUCGAUCAUUUCAACGCCACCGAGCACCCGGUCGUCAUCGAUUGUAUCACUUUCGAACUAUUCUGCUAUUCCUGUGACGACGAGGUCUCCCUGGACUUUGAACCGUCCCUUUACAGUGUUCUCAAGUCACUCAAAUUGCUUUUCGACCGCGACGAUGUGAUAGAGGGCGGCGAAGGCACUCUUCCGACUGCUCAAACUGCCAAGUGAGUCGGUUUUUAUGAUUUGAGUCCAAAAACACGGAAAAUCGUGAAAAUCACGCCGUUGUUCGUAAAAACUACACAUUUUCCAGUUAGACUAAAAAAUAUCCAAUUCUCCCGUUCCGACACCUAAAAGCAAAAUUUUCAGAGCGAUUAACGACCUCGUCGACGCGUUUUCCACAAACGCCCGCGUGGAAUCCAACAAAAAGGGUUCGAAAAAGAAGAAAGGCGCCCGGAAGGGCAAAGUAAGCCCGAUGUUCGACCCGCCGUUCCAGGGAAAUGUCAUCAAUUGCUCGCCCGCAUCCGCGCCCGCCACGUCAUCAGCGGCCACGAGCGCCGAGAUUGCCUACCGACCACGUGGACUGCGGAAUAUCGGCAACACGUGCUUCAUGAACGCCGUUUUGCAGGCUCUCGCGUACGUUUUUGAGUAAAUUUUCGGAAAACCGCUGUUUUCUCCCAAAAUGACUGAAAAUCCUAGUUUUUCACAUUUCCAGAAGCAUCGUGCCGUUCCGCGAGUACAUUUCGAACCUGCCGUCACUGGAGGAGUACGUGGAGGAGGAGAAGGCGUCGAAGAACGGCAACUGCUUCCUGACGGACGAAUUCCGCGCGAUUUUGGCGGGGAUGUGCGCGCGGAAUUUCCGCGAGCCGGCCACUCCGUCCGACUUCCGCGAGGCGUUCGUGUCCGCGUGCCCCCGAUUUCGCGGCUUCCGACAGCACGACUCGCACGAAUUCAUGCGAUAUCUCCUCGAUCAGAUGCACGUCGAGAUGAAAAAGUGCCGAUUUCUGCCCGAGAUGCCCGAAAAGGUGACGCCAAUCGGAAGGUUUUUCGAGGGAAUCCUUCAGAGCAGUGUCAUCUGUCAGACGUGCGGAAAUUGCAGUGAUAAGAACGACGAGUUCAUGGGUAAUACAAUUUUCUAUAUAUUUUACAAUAUCUUGCUAAUACCUUUCGCAGAUCUCUCUCUGGACAUUCCGCGUAUGAACAAGGGCCGAAUCCGUGUUUCCGACUGUCUCAACAUGUUUUUCGAGAAGGAAAUGCUCGAAAAGGGCGAGAAGCCCGAGUGUGGCAAGUGCAAAACGAAGCAGACGAGCAGCAAACAGAUGAGCAUCCGACGGCUGCCCGAGGUACGAAAAAACACUACUUUCCAGAAAAUUCAUGCGAUUUUCAUAUAAAAAAUGGGUUUACAGGUCCUGUGCCUUCACAUCAAACGAUUCCGGGAUAAUGGCGGCAAAAUGGACACUCUGGUCGAGUAUCCGAUGAGCGGACUCACCGUGGACGAAUAUCUCAUUGAGGUACCGGCAAAUACAUACUUUUUGUGAACUUGUAUUAUUUCUUGUAGGACAGCGACGAACCGCCAUGUCACUACGAUCUGCAAUCGAUAAUUGUUCACAUUGGAUACGGGUAUGUUCUCAAAUUCAGUUGCGCUUUGAAAAUGUUGAUUAAAACUUGUUUUUUUUCAGAUGCGGAUCGGGCCACUACAUUGCAUUCGGCAAACGCGGCGGAAAAUGGUACCAAUUCGACGAUUCCGUCGUCAAAUCCGUCGACAAUUCGCUGGUUUCAAAACAAAAAGCCUACGUCCUGUUGUACACGAAAAUGCCCGUAAAACCGUAG